Molecule: messenger RNA, 871 nt
Organism: Leptopilina heterotoma
Lineage: Eukaryota; Metazoa; Arthropoda; Insecta; Hymenoptera; Figitidae
Product: DNA-directed RNA polymerase II subunit RPB1-like
Exons: 2
Coding region: 149-793 (214 amino acids)
Source: RefSeq, a predicted model, not a curated record
UUCAAGAAAUUCAUGAAUCACUUCCUGAUUAAACGUUACGACACAUAGCAACAGUAAUCAGCAACUUUUAUAUCAAAACCUAUAAAAUGUUCCAGCGUUGAAAAGUGACUGCAUAUAAUUUCUCAGGAAGAAUUAAGUAAAAUCAAAAAUGAAGGAAAUGUGGACUUUUUUCAUCUUUAUGAUGGCAGUGUGUCUAGUAACGACAAAUCCGUUGCUUCCCUUUCAACCUGCUUUAGACAAUCAAAAUUUGGAGACUUCGAGAAAUAUAAUAAAUCAAGUUUUUAUUACUAUUAACUUAAAUAAUACAAACAAUACAGUUAUUCCUGUGAAACUUGAGGACUUUCAAAAGACUGGAUUACAGAUUAGUGGUACAAAUUGUACAAAUUCUACAACAGCAAAACCACCUACGCCAACUUCUCCUCCUUAUUCAACAACGAGACGUCCAUCUACAACUCAUUAUCCAAUAUAUACAACAACUCCGUAUUCUACACCAACUUAUCCUCCUUUCUCAACAACGAGACGUCCAUCUACAACUCAUUAUCCAAUAUAUACAACAACUCCGUAUUCUACACCAACUUAUCCUCCUUUUUCAACAACGAGACGUCCAUCUACAACAGAUUAUCCAACGUAUCCUACAUCAACUUAUCCUCCUUUCUCAACAACGAGACGUCCAUCUACAACUGAUUAUCCAAUUUUUACAACACCUCCGUAUUCAACAACGAGAGGUCCAACUACAACAAUUUAUUCUUCUUCAACAACAGACUAUCAACGAAAAAGUAACAAUCAGAAGUGACAUAUUAAAAAAUACAAGAAUUUAAAUAAAUUGUGAAUUUUGCAUGUAAAUAAAGUUUUUAUUCUAUAUGAAAAAUAA